Molecule: messenger RNA, 267 nt
Organism: Protopolystoma xenopodis
Lineage: Eukaryota; Metazoa; Platyhelminthes; Monogenea; Polystomatidea; Polystomatidae
Source: the annotation of a GenBank genome assembly
AUGUUGCACCUCAAAAAGUGCCAGUAUUUCAGCGCCCUCUACAUGCACCUUAACCGAGCGCGAAUGAACAUGAUCCUCACGUCAAGCUGCACUGGAAGAGAGCCGCCUCAGCAACCGGAUUCGCCCACAAAUGCAACACUUCAGUGCACAAUCACUGCGCCAACCACACUCCAGCCUCACGGUGCACCAAUCGGUGAACGACAUUCAACCCUUCAGCCGGUGUUUGAGCAUGUCUUCACUGCACUCAUGGCCUAUUUCCUACAGUAG